Taeniopygia guttata (zebra finch) is the source of this 1865-nucleotide messenger RNA. It is a transcript of the gene GALK2, whose product is annotated as galactokinase 2. NCBI's taxonomy places the organism in Eukaryota, Metazoa, Chordata, Aves, Passeriformes, Estrildidae. The record is from RefSeq and is a predicted model, not a curated record. Gene Ontology annotation, biological process: carbohydrate phosphorylation; galactose metabolic process. Gene Ontology annotation, molecular function: ATP binding; galactokinase activity. Gene Ontology annotation, cellular component: cytosol; cytoplasm.
GGGCCGGGCGCGGCGCGGGGAGCCCGGGCCGAGCCCCGCCGGCGGGGCGGGACGGGGCCGGGCCGCCGGCGCUGCGCCCGGAAGGACGCGGCGUUCGCUGCCCCGUGACCGCGGCCCCGCCGGAGCCGCCAUGGCGGGGGACAGCCCCAGCGCCCUCCCGGUGCAGCUGGUGGAGCAGCCCAGAUUGCAGAAACUGAAGGAGAUGUUUAUAUCAAAGUUUGGAUCAGCUCCCAAGUUUUAUGCUCGUGCACCGGGACGAGUCAACUUAAUAGGAGAACACAUAGACUACUGUGGUUAUGCUGUGCUCCCAAUGGCUAUAGAACAAGAUAUCCUGAUUGCAGUAGAACCUGUACAGUCUCAAGUUGUGCAGCUGGCAAAUACCAAUUCUUCAUAUUUGGAUUUCAGUACUAGUGUUAAUAACAUUCAGAUUCACAAAACCAAACCUCAGUGGCAUAACUACUUCCUGUGUGGAUUGAAGGGUAUUCAGGAACAUUUUGGUCUCAAUAACCCAACUGGAAUGAAUUGUCUGCUAGAUGGAUCCAUCCCUCCAAGUUCUGGUCUCUCUAGCUCCAGUGCUUUGGUGUGCUGUGCAGGACUCGUGACACUCAGAGCUAAUGGAAAAACCCUCUCUAAGGUGGAACUCGCAGAAAUUUGCACCAAGAGCGAACGUUAUAUUGGCACAGAAGGUGGAGGAAUGGACCAGUCAAUCUCUUUUCUGGCAGAAGAAGGAACUGCCAAGUUGAUAGAGUUCAGUCCACUGAGGGCAACUGAUGUUAGACUUCCAAGUGGAGCAACGUUUGUUAUUGCUAACAGUUGUGUUGAAAUGAAUAAAGCAGCAACUUCUCAUUACAAUAUUAGGGUAAUGGAGUGUCGGCUGGCUACAAAGAUGGAAAGCUGCACACACUAUAAAAACACAUUGAGCCAGGAAAAGACUGUCUUUAGGAAGAGGUCACAGUGGGGUGAAGGAGGGCAGCUUCUCUCAAAGUCAAAAGGCUUGGAGUGGAGAAAAAUGUUGAGACUCCAUGAUGUGCAAACCGAGCUAAGAGUUAGCCUAGAGGAAAUGCUGACCAUUGUCGAGGAGGUAUUACAUCCUGAGCCUUACAGCGCAGAGGAAAUUUGUAAAUGCCUGGGAAUUAGCCUGGAGGAGCUCCACUCUCAGAUCCUUAGUCAAAACAUGCAAGAUGUUUCCACCUUUAAGUUAUACCAGCGUGCAAAGCACGUGUACAGUGAGGCUGCCAGAGUGCUGGAAUUUCAGAAGAUUUGCAGCGAAGCACCUGCCAACGCACUCCAGCUGCUGGGGGAAUUAAUGCAGCAGAGCCAUAUCAGCUGCAGGGAGAUGUAUGAGUGCAGCUGUCCUGAACUGGACCGCCUGGUCGACAUCUGCCUGCAAUUUGGGGCCAUUGGGUCACGUCUGACUGGAGCUGGAUGGGGUGGCUGCACUGUGUCAAUGGUGCCUACUGACAAGCUGAACACUUUCCUAAAAAAUGUAAAAAAAGCUUAUUACCAAAAGGAUGGCCAAAGGUUAGCAGUGGAGAAUAAUAGUCUGUUUGCUACCAAACCUGGAAGAGGAGCUUUGGUUUUUGUUGAGGCCUAAAGAACGUAAAAAUUUUAAAGAAACUAUGUAGAGCAUGUAGAACUGGCAGUACUUCCCAUGCCACAGUACAUGAAUGCUUUUUCUGGUUUAUAUUGUAAUGAGCAGUUGCUAUUAUCAAAAUGUAUUUUUGAAGAAGCAAUGAAAAGAAAACUCUUUGAUUAUAAAAGUCUUUUUCCCCCCCAUAUUAAAUAUAUCUUUCAGUAUAAAUAUCGAUUUACUAAAACCUAUUGACAGGGAAAACUGCAAUUGAAAUAAAGAUGAUGAUUUGUUA